AUUAGCAUGAGAUGUUUGUAAACUUAAUGCAUCUGCCUUUACAUGAUAGAAAAUAUCUAAGAUAUUACAACAGCAGUUGGCCAUAAGGGCACCAAUUCCAACAGGCAUGGGGCAGUACUUGGAGAGGGUGGACGUAACGUUGCAAUGCCAACAUCACGACAUGACGGCAUUCUUCCGAGGCAUCAACUACGUCCCGCCGCCCUUUGACAGCACCAUUCUCGGCCAAAACUUUGAAGGCGAGGAUGAGGACGACGACUCCUAUGCUCCGUCCUCCUCCCCUGAUGAGGCCGACUUUGAGGAUGCGGUCGAUGGCGAUCCCAUGGACGUCGUGGACAACGAGGAUGACGACAACGAUGAGGACGCCGACUCCUAAACUCCUCCCUUCUUUUCUUUUAAUAUGAAUGUUUUUUUACUUCCAUUUUGUUGUAUUCCGCAUUUCCCUUUUAAUGAAUAAAAGUUUACUUUUAAAUUCUUUUUGUUAAUGUCAAAAGGGGGAAGAUAUCAAGGUUAUGCAUAAAUUGAGGGGGAAUUU
Messenger RNA from Cuscuta campestris, 532 nucleotides. The record is from the annotation of a GenBank genome assembly. Lineage: Eukaryota; Viridiplantae; Streptophyta; Magnoliopsida; Solanales; Convolvulaceae.